Phalaenopsis equestris is the source of this 811-nucleotide messenger RNA. RefSeq lists its product as uncharacterized. NCBI's taxonomy places the organism in Eukaryota, Viridiplantae, Streptophyta, Magnoliopsida, Asparagales, Orchidaceae. The transcript is spliced from 3 exons. Bases 45 to 539 code for a protein of 164 amino acids. The record is from RefSeq and is a predicted model, not a curated record.
ACUGUGACAUUUAUAAAGCCCUAGACCACAACCGGAGCCGAAGGAUGCCCAAUCAAAUCGCUACCCCUCCUCACCACCACCACCACCACCACCACCACCACCAUCACCAGCACCAUCACCAUCACUGCUUUCCUCUGCCCCACCGACACCACCACUUAUUCACCAACUCCUCUCCUUCCCUCGCACGGUGCCCUUGUCUUCUCCAUCAUCGUCACCAUCACUUUAACAGCAGCUCAUCCCAUCUUCAGUUUCUUCCAGCCGCUCCUCACGCAAUUUCAUCUCUUCCUCCAAACCCAUGCCCAGUCCCGGCAGGCUGCUUCAGUGGCUACUCAACGGUUUCGACAGCGGCGGAAGCCUCGGUUUCUGAAAGUUUCUUUCAACCACAGGAUCAGAGUAUGGACUUAAAACUGGAAGAUCCUGGAGAAGGGGAAGAAUUAGAAGAUGUCUUUGUUUUAACAGAUGAAUGGAGAGAAUUGUUUGCAAAAUCUGAGGCUAAAAGGAGGAUGGAUAAGCAACAGAAGAACAAACACAGGAAGUGAGGGGCUCAAUUUUCAUAGUUCAUAUAAUUUUGGCUGAACGGGCAAGAUGCUGGUACUUUUGAUAUGAUAUGAAAGAUUUGGAUGAUAUAAAUGUAAAAAUUAAAGUUUAGCUGCUGGAUAUGUAUUGCAAAAGAAUUGUGUGGCAUAUGUAUGUAAUGCACCUUAAUGUUUUGUGGCACUUAAAACGCAUGAUAUACAAGAUAAUUGACAUAUCGUUCUAUUCAUAUUUAUUUGGUCUUUGUAAGCAUAAAAGAGUGAUUAAAUGCUUGCAU